UAAAGGACCUCCUUAGUUUUAGUUUGAACGUUUUAAAUUUGAACACAGUUUCUCCUUUCGUCGUCAUGUCUUGUUCGACGUGACGUACGGACACGCUCGACCACGCACGCACAAUGAAGUUCCUCCAUUGCUGUGUGCAAAAUGCGCAAGGUGUUUUAAAAUUUUCACUUUAUUCUUGAAUAUCUGCAAAAUUUUGGUCUCUGCGUGAUCUAAACGUAAUUGGUAAUCAAUGCCAGGUGAAAGAAUAUAUUUUUCAAGGAUGAAGUAAUUCUCAAAUAUAAACAAUAUGGAAGAAUUUUCUACAGAUGAUCCAUCUGCCGUAAAGCGCGACAAGAAAAAUUUGUUGCUGUCAAGCAAAGAUCCUCACUUGUCACAUUUAUUUGGCGAUGACCCUAAAACUCCAAACAGCAUGGGAGGUGGAGACAUGUCUGGUCAGUCCGUCAUGGAGGACAGUGGUCAGUUCCAUGACGAGGAAAGCAGUGAACCAGAGUAUCGUUUAUUCGAAGAGCAAUCCUAUGUCCCAGAUUUAUCUCCGAGCAAUCAAAUGGUGUUGGAUUCUAUUGGAAAUGAAAGUACCACAAAAGAAACUUACAAAGAAACACAGUCUACUGGGAAAGCAUCAGCAACUACGACGCGCAAAGUAACUGGGAAUGGUGGAGGAAGAAGUAAUGGUCCAGCAAAAACCAAACCUUUUCAAUGCAAAGAACCAGGAUGCACCAAGUCUUAUGUGGAUGUCAGAUCGCUGCAGAAACAUGUUGCGAAACUACAUUCUAAUGAUGUCAACAAUAAUUCUGUCAAUUCCUCUGCUAAUAGAAGACCUCCAAUGCUGAUAGAACAGAAGCCAACUGAAACAAUAGCCAACAACACUGCCCAACAGUCAAAAUAUGAAGGAUUAGAUGCAAAUUACACAACCUUAGAUCAACAACAAACGAACAACAACAACUUCCAGUCAACUAUAAAUACGACCAAUAUUCCAUCGGGAUAUAAUAUUAAUGGUCAGCCAAGCUCUGAUCCUGAUGUCAACCUGAUUCAAAGCAACAAUGUCGAUGUUAUGAACGAAACCCAAGAAUUGACGUUCGCAUCACAGGACAACAGCCAUUACAAUAUGCAAUUACUUGCACACAGUGCCCAACAUUUACUGCAGAAUCAACCAGAAACACAAAUAACAAAUCAAUCAUCAGGUACUGAUUACAUUCAACAUCAAAGUAGUUCGGCACUUCAGCAGCUUGCAAUGAGGGUUCAAAUGAGAACUUAUCAGGGUGGUACAACGCAGGAAAAUAUCAGUUCUGCUGCUCCUAUGAUGAUGGCAGGAGAUACUGAUAUACCUGUUAAAAAAGACUAUUUGCCAAUGACUGGUCAGAUAACUGGCGUCCGCGCUCAACUGCGAAAAUCUUUAUCAAGCAGUGGAAAGUUAGAGAAUGUAAAUGUAAUGGCUCAGGAAUGGCCUAGAAUGCAAAUUCCAGUUGACAGAAACAUGAACUCAUCUGUCAGUCAGAACUACUACCUCACGAGAGCACAAUCAGAAGUUGAAAAUGAUUCUUCCAAUAUUGAUAAUGCUCCAUUGCUAAAGAACUUAUUAGAGACAAACAGUUCAAAAAUUGCAAUGGCUGAAGCAAAUGUCAUUGGACAAGAGAACGGUGGAAUGUCCAAUGAUACCAUGUAUCAGCAUAGCCACAAUGUGAUGGGGAAUAGUUGGCCUGGAGCUACUCCACAAAAUAGCUUGCAAUCACCUGUAUUGGUGUCAAAACGAAGCAUGUUCCAGUAUCAAGAGAGUAUCAAUAAUAUGGGGAAAGCAGAGCAGUGUGUGGGGCCGCAACAAAGUCCCCUCAACAGUCCAACAUAUGUUAAUCCGCCACAAUUCCCUGUGCAACACAAUCAAACCACACCCCUUCCACAAGCCAAUGAGCAACAGUUCUUUGCGCCUGAUAACAUUAUGGUUAACAAUAAUAACAACCAGCAGAUGGUGCCAGAGGAUGAAUCUGUGGGUCUCAGCGAACCCCCAAAUUUAAACGAAAUGAUUAAGGAAAGCGAAAACCUUGUAGACUUGAUGGAAGCAGAGGCGAAUUCAAACCAAGGGUCAAUUUUGUCAUUUGCGGAUGCCGGGCAGUCAUUGGACAGUACGAUGGUACCAAGACGAGCGACUCCGCCCCCAGCGUAUCACCUCGAUCCAAAUACUGGUCUUUUAAAUCAAGACAUGGUUGGUCAAGGAAAUCAAAUGGGUCAUCAAAUGUACAUGGCACACAACCAAAUUAAAUCUGAGCCACAAAGUCCUAUGCUUACGAGUCCAAUGGCUAAAAGAAUGUUUUUCAACCAGCAAAGUAACCAUCCUAUGGGAGUCCAUUCUUCUAACAUGCAACCUUUAUCGAGUCCUACUACACCAAUUCACACAUUGCCAAUGCAACCCACAAUGCAGCCGCCUACACCAACUGGAGAUGCUCAAUGGCAAUUUCCUAUGAGUGGGCAGCAACAGAAUUAUGUUGGGGUGCCGCAAUCUCCGAUGGCACAAACUCAACCAAUGGAUCUUGUUAAUCAUGAUAACAAUUUAGUACAAAAUAUCAACUAUCUACCUCAUACGAGACAACCAAAUACUACUGGGAACCCGAAACAACAAAGAAAUCGGCGUCCCAGUGGCAAUUCAGGACGAAAGAAUCCUGAUGGAACAUUAUCAUGCACAAUAUGUGGACAUUCUUUCAGAAGCGUUCCAGCACUUAACGGACACAUGAGAGUACACAGCUCUUCUAAUGAGAAAAAGAACAAGGAUGAGAGACAGAGAAAGGCCAGUGGAAGCAGUAGCGGAGGCAACGGAUCAAAAACACCUCAAUCAUUGUCUUCACCUACGACACCUACGUUUAAUAAUAAAGUCACUCCACCAACUUCGAUGUAUCAGAACGCAGGACCUUAUAAUAACGUGAACGUACCUGCUUACAAUAAUACUUCUACUUUAUAUAACCCAACGCUGAGUAACAUGGAAGGAACUGUAAGAGACUCACCGCUUGUUCACAGACUAACUCCUGGAUUAUAUCCAUAUGCGUUGCAACAUGUUCCACCACCUACAGAUGCAUUACUAGCCGCAGCAAAUCUAUUUCGAUCAGAAACAGACUUAAAUUCGCCUUAUAUGCGUACCACAAGUCAAGAGGAAUAUCAAAGGCAAACUGGGAAUUUACAAACUGUCCCAGAUUUACAAAAUAUUCAUUUAUUGGCUCGGCAGCAAUCUGGAUACCGAUCGACUCCACCUGGAAUGAUUUUAUUUAACCAACCAGGAACUCUAUUGCCUUCUUACUUACAGCAAAACGAUCACUCGCAACCUCAAAGUAUAGCUACAGUACCUUUCGUAACUUUACCUAUGGCGGCUACUUCGAUCGCUGUCGGCAGACAAUCGUUCCCAGGAAGUCCGCAAGAACAGAAUUCUGUAAACUCAAGUCAUUUGGAAAACGUUCAGUACCUUCAACAGCCCUUAAUUCAACAAACGAAUCACAGAAGCACUCCUCUUGCGGAUUUCGCUGAUAUCGCAGUCUUGCACAAUCAAGGACAGUUGUUUUCUGCUAAUUCGAUGCACAAUACAUCAUCUGGUUCUAACUCAAAUCAACAACCAGAUAAUGCAACACAGCAAUUGGUAGAACAACAAACUCAACAUACAGAACCAAUACAGAUGCAAGUUGGAGAUGUAUCUUCCGAUGCCGUCUUGCUUGAUUCAAUGUCGAAGGAAUUAUUAUGGAGACCCGACGCCCACUCCCAAUCAAUGGCAAAAAUGGAAAGAGACGGUUCAUUACCAUUAAAAGAAGAUGAUUUUCUACCGUCAUCUAUGGUUCAAAUGCACAAAACGAGUGAGCAAAUGCAGCAACAGCAAAAUCAAUCAGCAAAUCCUUUCAUAUUUCCCGUUUCUGUACCGGUACCUUGUUCUCGUGAUGAUAGUGCCCCAGUGACAUCUACGACACAUAGUUACUAUCCGCAACACUUUGAUGAAUACUCGAACAAUAUGCCUGCUUUUCAUGAUGAUCCACUUAUGCAAGAAGCUAUUAAUGUGGCAAAUCCCAGUACGAUUCUCCCUAAUUCAAUGAUGGGAGGUAAUCCAAGCGGACUUUCUUUUAGGUCAUUUCGUCAAAGGCACCACAGCGAAGGCUCUAUAUUAAAAAAGACUUGGCAACCUGAGUUACAAUCAGCGAAUGAAUUAAAACCUCUGAAAUCCGAGAUGCUUUCAAAUUACGCCCCUUUUGCAUCAAAAACACCGCCCGCAACUGCAAAUAUAUCAUUUCCCCAAAACAGUCAAAGUUUUAUCAUCUCAAGCGGAGAUUACAAACGAAAGGGUGGUAAUGUAACAGGCAUGGACCAAACCAAAAAAAUUAAACUUGAACAUACAGAAAUGCAUAAACCGAUAGCACCCGUGACAAAAACCGAAAAUCCAGAAGUUAAAAAAGAAGUGUGGACUGUUCCGAAACAAGCACCACCUAACAGACAAAGGCAUCGUAGACACUCCGCUGACAGUAGAUUACCAUAUAGAUCUGGUUCACUAUUCUCAAGGUCUGCUUAUUUAUCAUCGUGUCAAAUGAAUGCAGUUAUGGCUGCAAAAGGUGCUAUGACAGGUGCAGAAUUGAGAGAAAAAAGACGCCCACCACCUCUGAUCAUACCACCAAGCGUCAACGCAUAUUCUAAUGGAACCUUGUAUACUAGUCAUCUGCAUCAUAGAAGGAGACCAAGUGGAGACAGUGCUUCAAGUUGUGGGAAUGAUAAGAUACCCCCAUACACACCACCACCCAUGCUUAGUCCUCUACGUUUCGGUACCGGAUUGUAUUAUACUACACCGGGAACACCAUCAUUUAAGCCUCUUAUGAGACAAACGAGUACAGAUCAUCAUGGCCCAAUAAGUACAAUACCAGAAGAAGAUAUUGAAGAUGAAGAUUUAGUGAGAAGUGCUGAUCCGAAAAUCAACAUUGGAUCAGAGUAUCAAGCAGAACUUCCUAAACUACGUUCACGUCGAAAAUUAAAACAUGAUGUCCAUAAAGCAGAACUUAUAUGGAAACCAACAAAAGAAGUAGCAACUGACAAUAGUACACAAAGCAGACAUGUUGAAGAAUACAUGAAGUUAGCAUGUUCUGCUGCUGUACCAUAUGGUGGAUGUAAUAAGGAAUUUGCUCUUCAUUUACUUCAUAAAAAUAACGGCGAUAUUUUGAGUGCUGUAAGACAACUUCUGAAGAUCAAUGUUAAAAUCUCUUCCAACCAUUGGAUGUCAACAUACAGGUAUACAGGUUCAUCUCGGUGGCAACAAAAAGAACGUCAAACAUUUGAAAGAGCGACAAUGCUGCAUCAUAAAGAUUUUUAUCAAAUUUCAAAAAUUAUUGGAACAAAAACAACGGGCGAAUGUGUAGAUUAUUAUUAUCAUUGUUUAAAACGAAGAAAAAGGAGAAUUCAACGACCAAGAAGAUUUCGACAUGAUAGCGAAGAAGAAGAAAACGUUAAACCUUCCAUCCCAUCACCAAAUGAGUAUGAUUCAAAUAUGAGCGACGAAAAUGAUUUCAUGCAAGAUUAUGUUGUUCCCAAGAAAGAAGAAAUAAUUUUGCAGCCGAAUGUUGAAAUGCAGCAAGAGCACAAGAAUUUAGAAGUCAUCAAACGUUCUCCUCCUUUGACUACUUUUAUUAACGCGGCUCAUGUCAAUCAAAUAUUACCUAGAGGAAUUUCUAAUAAUACUUCCCCACCUCAGGCCACAUACUCGCAACCUUCUCAACACAUUCCUCAGAUGCAUACUUACGCAAGACUUCCGGUACAUUUGCCUACGGAACAAAUACCACAGCAACGACAAUUACCAACAUCCAGGCAUUCUGUUGUUUUGCCGUACGAAUGCAAGUUUCCUAACUGCAAUUUCUCGUUUCCAACUUCUGCUCUGCUUGCUCAACAUCAGAACGUGCAUAAGCCAGUGAAACCAUAUUUAGAUCGAAUUAAUCAGGCAAGUCCUUCUCCAGCAAGUUCCCCCGGUUCUGUUGCAUCAGCUGAUACCGAUGCUCCUCAGUUUCAAUGCCCAAGAUGUGGAAAAACAUUUGCAAAGGUGAAAAGUCGUAACGCACAUAUGAAAACACACGGCAAACUAGCACAAGAAAAGAGAAGACAGAAAGAAGAAGAACAAAAGAGGAAAAUGGAGGAAGCAGCGGCUGCAUGGAGGAACAGGACUCAACCACCUCCCCCACCUCCCAUCCUUGUUCAUCAUUCUUCUGGGAAACCAAGAGAAUUUGUACAAUUUCAAGCUGUUGCUUCACCGUUGACAAAACCAAAUGGAAUGUGAGGAGAUUUCUCACUCAAGUUGAGGAAUAGUUGCAAAUCAGGCCGAAGGUAUCACUGAUGAAGGAGAGAGAUCCCAACAGACUGGGUGGACGAACCUUGCGAGGACCAAAGCCGUUAUAGCAAGAUGGGUGCUCAAAUACAAUCAAAUAAAGAUCUAAGUGUAAAGUGAUCGCAGUCACAAAACUGUCCGUAUUAUCCCAUUGUGGCGAUGGAAGAAUGUCUUUGACAUGUCUCAUCAAUAUCGCAUAUUUGGAUGAAAAACAGUUUAUUAAUGAAUUACAAUGGUUUUUCAAUUUUACAGAUUAUAUGCGAAUUGCGAAGUCGAUUUGUCUAAAAGUGACCUACAAUGUUAUUUUUAUCACAUCCAAUGAAAUAAUUACUAAUUACUGUAUAAAACGUAAUGAAAUAUUAAGUUUUCUGCCUUAAUAUGAUUAAAGCAAAACUGACUGUAGUCUUUUAUGUAAAAUUUCAUGUCAUACACUAAUAGUUCUGUAAUCAAAACUUUUUUAUCUGGGACGAUGAAAUUUUGACCCAUACUACUACUGCACUCGAAAUAAAACCGCGAAAUUUAUGAGAAAGUCAUCUUUGAGAAAAAUUAAUAUAUUUCCAAAAUAUAUUACGCAAUCUACAUUUAAGUCUUUUCGAUCUGAAACAAUUGAAUUUCCUUAUGCUGAUCUGGUAACCAUAGCCUGUGUUAUCAGUUUUCCUCUACCAAGGAAUAAAUAUCAAAAUCCUAUCGUAUAUACUGCUCAUUCGCAACACCUUUGUUUCGUAAUGUGUUGCAAGCUGAAAAUAUUGUUCUUUUCUUCGUUGUUUCUUCUCUCCAACUCUUUUAAUAAUAAUCAUCAUCAGCAUUUUUGAAUAUCUAAAGUAUUUCCAUUCUGACUAUUUUAUGAAAUAAAAUUAAAAAUGAAAAUAUAAAAAUAAUCAAUUUAUUUUUCGAAUAUUGUUCUAUUCUGUCAAGCUUUUUGUCCAAUUUUACGUCGACAAGUUCCUGUGUGAUUGCACUAAAUCUAAACGAUCAUGUAAUUAUGUUUUACUUCUUUACACAAACAUUUUCCUAAGUUCAUAUUGUAUCAGUAAAAAUGCCCUCAAAGUUGUUGUCUAUAUCCUGGUAAUAUAGCCUCGGUGAUCAGUUGAGCAUUCCAUCCAUACCCUAAACCAGGGGUGCAACCUGCGGCCCGCGUGCUAAAUGCGGCCCACAGAGAAAAAUUUUGUGGCCCUCUGAUUGUAAUCCCAAUCCAUCUGCGUUACUAAGCCUAUAACUGGGUUUCAUUUAUAAUCUAUGCCUAUGACGUUACAAUGCUCUAUUUUGCCUGCAACUGAAAGUGCGGCCUACGUUCUCACCCAGUUAUUUGUAUUUGGCCCUUCUGUAUUGAAGGUUGCACACCCCUGCCCUAAACCACACUAACUCUCUAUAGCCAUUGCAAAGUGUUAAGUUCCAUUCGAGUUCCUCCGUCUAUGAAUUGGCUCGCAUUUUUUUUCCUUAUAAAUACUUGUUUAAAUUUUGAUCAAAUUUUUCUUGAACUAGCCUUUAUAAAAAAAGGAUGAAUACCCAUUCUAAAGUUAGUACUUUGGAAGUAGUAACUGAAAUUGAAAUAGCAACCCAGAAUGAAUAACAACAAAAAUACGGCGACAUACUAAACAAAAUUUUUUUUACAAUUUACGAUUUUUGAGAAUGCACAAAAAUGAACUUGCGUAAAUUUUAAAUCAGGUACAAUUUUGUGUAUAAUAGUAUAGUAAGGGUAGUGUCAUUCGUCUUGACCGGAAACAUUUUUACCCACAAUUUAUCUAGUUAUAAUUCAUUAUUAAUUUGAUAUGAAUUUAUUAAAAUAGCGGAAAUAUAAGUUUCGAAUUGAUCUGUUCCGACAAAUGUUCCAAGGUACCGACAUGCUAUAAUCUUGAGUUUUCUGAGCCUUGUUUAUAGUAUAGACACUACUUUUGUCAAUUUGAUAAAUAUACCUCAUGGUUUGCGCUUCUAACAAGAAGGCUUUCUCAAAUACAUAUAUGGUCUUGGUUACACUCAUUGGUAAAGUUAUGGUUACGCCAACUCUAGGCUAUGACUUCAGUAGUAGUUUGGGCGUAUGAAUUUCUAUUUGGUAAAUCAUUUUAUUAUUUUAAUUUAAUAUUUUUUGUCUUUAUUGUAAUUUUUUAUAAUGUACAGACACCGCCAUGUAUUAUUAUUGUUGAUCGGCUAAUUCUAUUCUCUUAUUUUUUCUUGUUAUUUUUGAUUUAUUAUUUUUAAUAGGAAAAACUAUUGCGUUUGUGAAUAAAUGCAUAUUCGAUAAUCAUGUCUUAAAAUCAUAAUUCAUA
This is a messenger RNA of Styela clava, 8583 nucleotides long. RefSeq lists its product as uncharacterized. Gene Ontology annotation, cellular component: transcription regulator complex; histone deacetylase complex. The record is from RefSeq and is a predicted model, not a curated record. Gene Ontology annotation, molecular function: transcription corepressor activity. Gene Ontology annotation, biological process: regulation of transcription by RNA polymerase II; negative regulation of DNA-templated transcription. Lineage: Eukaryota; Metazoa; Chordata; Ascidiacea; Stolidobranchia; Styelidae.